AACUGUCGAGCGAAUACAAUGUUUUACGAUCUUAGCGAUAAAAUUAUCUACUAGUAUAUCUACAAUAUUACAUGUUUUGAUAAAAUAUAAAGCAGCUGGUUUUUGUUUUCAUUCUACUAGAGGCCUUUUAGUGAGAUAUUGUGUAUCCGUCAAAAAAAAAAACUAAACAAAACAUGUGAGAAGACUCUUGAAUAAAUUUGUGAUUAUGUAGCGCAUGGGUUGUUAACAAAAUGUCUUUGACUCAAGUCGAACAAGGAACACUGGAUGGCGUUGUUUGUGAUAAUGGAAAAUACGUGGCGUUUAAAGGAAUACCAUAUGCUAAACCACCACUCGGAAAAUUAAGAUUCAAAGCCCCAGAACCACCUGAAACUUGGGACGGUAUCAGAAAUGCUAACGAACACGGCCCAAUAUGUCCACAAUACAACGAAAGAAUGAACAGAAUCGAAGAUGGAAGUGAAGAUUGUCUCUAUCUCAACGUGUAUUCUAAAAAUCUGAAACCGACCACACCUCUUCCAGUCAUGGUUUGGAUACAUGGUGGAGGUUUCUAUACGGGAUCGGGAAACUCUGAAUUUUAUGGGCCAGAUUUUUUCAUGGAACAUGAGGUAAUACUCGUGACACUUAACUACAGACUAGAAGUUCUAGGGUUCUUGUGUCUAGACAAUGAAGAAGUUCCAGGAAACGCUGGGCUCAAAGAUCAAGUGGCCGCUUUGAAGUGGAUUAAACAAAAUAUCGCUGCAUUCGGGGGAGACAAAAACAAUAUUACACUUUUUGGGUGCAGUGCAGGGUCGGCCUCAACAUCUCUGCAUUUAGUAUCCGAUAUGAGCAAAGGACUAUUCGACAAAGCCAUUUGUCAAAGUGGUGUUUGUUUAAAUGAAUGGGCAUACAAUUUAUAUGCACGCGAAAGAGCCUUCCAGUUGGGUAAACUCUUGGGGAAAGAAACUGAAGACGAAAUUGAAUUGCUAGAAUUUUUAAGAAGCAUUCCUGCUUCUUCGCUUGUCAACAACGAACUGCCAUAUCUUCAAAUAAAUAACAUAGAUUUAGUAGACAAUAUAAAGUUCGGACCGGUAAUAGAAAAUCCAAAUCUCAAUGUUGAAAAGUUUCUCAACGAAUCACCGGUUAACUUAGUUAAAAAAGGACAUUUGGCAAAUAUACCCCUAAUUUUGGGAUACACCUCAGGGGAAGGAAUAGAAAUUGUCAGAAACCUUCCCCGUAUUGUCAAUUACUAUUCAAUGGUAGGGAGCGUCGUGCCACGGGAAUUAAAAUUGAAAUUGCAAUUGGAAGAUAUAAAGGAAUUGGAUGUAAAAAUAAGAAAACAUUACUGUGGAGGCAAAGAAAUUACUCAAGACAUGUAUCAAGAAUUGGUGGAUUUAGAAACAGAUCGCCUUUUCGUGUAUAACAUCAUUAGGUAUGCGAGGUAUCAUAACCAACAUAAUUCAAAACCCGUGUUUUUAUACAAGUUCACUGCCGAAACCGAACGAAAUUAUACUAAAAGGAAUUACAACAUGAAUACAGUAAAAGGAGUCUGCCAUUCUGAUGAUUUAAUGUAUUUUUUUAAUGUCACUUGUCUCGACAUACCUCUCACACAAGAAUCUAAAGACAUAAUCGACAAAUUGGUACGCUUGUGGGUCAAUUUUGCAAAAACAGGUUUCCCUGUAUCUGAGAGAGAAAGUGAACAAUGGAGACCGUUCACGAAUUCCGAAAAGAACACUUAUAUUAUUGGGAAUAAUUUUAAAUCCGUUCAAGAUGAAGAUGAUGAAAACAUUCGGUUUUGGGAUGAAAUUUACAACGAAAAUAUUUGAAAUCGAUUUUUUUGUUGUUUUAAUAUGUAGAAAUUCCUCAAUCAUUAAAUAUUAUAAUUGCACACGAUAGUUGGGUGACGCGAUAAUCGGGUUCCAAGUUUUUUUUCAGGUCAGUGUUACUACAUAAUUAAAUAGAAAUAAAAAUUCAAAUACAUAUUCAAUGCUUAAUUAUUUAUUAUGUAACCAUACACAACGUAUUCUUAAAAAAUAAUUUCUUUACUCUAAUGGAGGUACUUACUCGCGCAAAAAUUACGUUCUUCAGUAUUUCAACUCUGACUUAAAUAAUAGAAAUCCACGUGCAAUCCACUCGUAUGAUUGCAAGCACAGAACAUUUUGCUGAUUGUUCACCAUCGAUUGCAGUUUUGUGCCAUUCGACAAAAUAGCUCUGACGACAUUUACCUGAACAAGAACUGAAAAGUUACGUCAGUAAGCAUUCAACUUCUACGCAUCUCGUAAACAAGAUAGUGUUUUUAAUUACGGUUUAAUAUCAGAAUCGUUUUUUAUAUUUUACAAAAUUACCAACAUUGCGAGUAGCCUAGCAAUUUCUGUAGUCACAAACAACUCCUCAAUAACUCAGUUUAGUUAAACCUUAAGUCAAAUCACAUUUACUACCACAAAAUACAGAUAAAUAGACCAGGUCUGCCCAUACCAAAGAUUUUGACCAUCCAAAAUAUAGUGCGACAUGGACCAACCGCACAUGUUAAUCAAAUGCCACAUUCUCCAAAAAACUUUCGGGUAAACUCUUAUAAUGUUAGAAUAAAAACUGAACCUCACAAGAAAUGUAUUUUAUGAAUCUUAUUUUAAUUUUCUCUUUAUUGUGACGGGAUCAAGAACUUCAGUUUUAAUUUUACUAAUUAUGAGUUUACUAGUUUUACCAAUUUAGAUAGCUAUUAAAAUUAUUAAAAUAAUCUCAGCUAAACGAGGUUUCUUUGUUAGGUUCUAAAUUACUUUUCAGAGCAGGUAUAAUGUCAACUUUUAAACCAGGCAUCUAAUUACUACGAUAAUAAUAUUUUAAACACUAAUUUGUUUUCAUUAAAAAAUCACAUUUUAAUUAUAAAUUUGAUUCUUAAAACACCGAAGGCCAUCCUUCUGCUAACGUCAGAAACGAGUAGGUAAAUAAAUAAAUGAUCUUUCAAUAUUUUUUUAUAAUUAGUGAUAAGUCUUAAAUCACGCUAAUUAUAGAUAUCUCGAUAUACAGGGUGAGUAGAUUGGUCCCGAUGGCGAAACGGCAAUAAGUUGCUAUUAUAUAGACGGAAAGUUUCGUUUAGUGAGCAACGGAAAAACGUUGGCAAAAAAUCGAAAACAUGCGUGAAAUACGCAUGCGGUAAAAGUGAAACCGAUAGAAGUAUUUCUAUCACCUUCUCUCUCAAGCUAAAUCCUAUAGAUGUUUAUCUGUUUUAACUGUCGCUUUUUGACUGUCAUAUCGGGUCUCAAUAACGAUGCUCAGAAAGUUUGGCCUUCAAUAUUAUUACUAUAACGCCAUUGCAUUAAUACUGGUAUCUAUUAAUCUGGUAUAUAUAUUAAUAAUAUGGAUUUCUUUCGCUAGACUAGCAGUCCAUUGCGGUUUCAUCUUCGGGAAACAUUACCUUACUCUAUAUAGACGAAAUAUUUUGAAAUUACUCCGAGCCGCAGUUCAUUUUUUUACCAGAUCUACGGUGUUCGUCGAUAGAUGGCGCUGCAGACAUUUGAUUAACACAAAAAAUAUUUAAGAACUCGAACUGUAAUCUAUCUCAAAACAUUUAUUUGUCUUUAAUACUUAGAGUAAAAGGUAGCGAGGAUAUGUGUAUUAUUAAAACGAUGGCGGCAAUUAUUCAUUAAAUUUCUACAAAACUAUUACAUCCCUAUUGUAUGGUUACAAUUAUUUACAUUUCAUUCUGUCUUAUUCAAAUCAGUUUUAACUCUCAAAACAAAAUUAUGGUAUGGCCACUAAACUAUUCACCGAAUCAAACUAUGAGAAUGUAACUGUGGUUUAACACGUUGACUUCUGUGUAGGUCAUCGGUGCCCUACGUGGGGCACUAAAGUAAUUAUGUCGAUUUCUGUCUUCGAUCUUCUUACUAAGGCGCUGGAAUAUCUAGUAGACUCUAGGAAAGACGAAUCCGAAGAUACUAAGAUACAUACAUUAGAAACAAAAAAGACAAAGUUAGGCAAUUCCGGUGCUCAUUAACAGUAAUCGACCUAGUGCGUUACUUCAUUGCGCCACUUAAGGCACCAGUGACCUACAUGGCAGUCAAAGGGUUAAUUAUUGUUUACGUUAAAUGAUCGACAUAAUAAAAUAAAUUAGACAUAUCGCACCUUUAGAAUAAAAGUGGCUUAACUAAAAUUUUAAGAAAAUGAGUUUUAUACUUUGAACGAUUUAUAAGCAUGUAUUCUAUCAGAUUAUAAAAUAUAUACAUAUUAUUAUAAUUAAAAAUAAAAUUUUAAUUUUAGCUCGAAAAGACGAAGUACACUUUCCGUCUCUUUUAAAACAAGCGCAUUCAUUAAUCUUUAAGGUGUGCGCUUUAAAGAUAAAAGUAUUGAAAUCAAAACUGAAAAAUUACAGUUCUUUUUUUUUUCUACCUAUGCUGAUAGCCUUAAGAGGCUAUUUCAGCUUCUCCUUGACGUAUAGGUG
Messenger RNA from Bombyx mandarina (wild silkworm), 4408 nucleotides. RefSeq names its product juvenile hormone esterase. Lineage: Eukaryota; Metazoa; Arthropoda; Insecta; Lepidoptera; Bombycidae. The record is from RefSeq and is a predicted model, not a curated record.